Molecule: messenger RNA, 924 nt
Organism: Aspergillus pseudotamarii
Lineage: Eukaryota; Fungi; Ascomycota; Eurotiomycetes; Eurotiales; Aspergillaceae
Product: 5'-methylthioadenosine/S-adenosylhomocysteine nucleosidase family protein
Exons: 3
Coding region: 1-924 (307 amino acids)
Biological process (GO): nucleoside metabolic process
Molecular function (GO): catalytic activity
Source: RefSeq, a predicted model, not a curated record
AUGGAGACACGACAACAAGCUCAACGCCAUCAAUACACCAUCGGUUGGGUAAGCGCCCUCCCCAUUGAACUUGCCGCCGCAGAGGCAAUGCUGGAUGAAAAGCAUGAAACUCCGCCUCAAAAUGCCAGUGACACCAAUAUCUACACACUUGGGCGGGUCGGCAAACAUAACGUGGUCAUCGCAUGCCUACCGGACAGUCAAAUGGGUACGAAAUCAGCCGCGGUGGUUGCAACGCAGAUGAGAUCUACGUUUCCGACGAUUGUAUUUACCCUUAUGGUUGGUAUUGGGGGAGGUGUUCCACAAGCGACUUUGGAUAUACGUCUUGGAGAUGUUGUGGUCGCAACGAAUACCGGAUUUCAGCGGACAGGCUUUUUAAACACUCCCCCAACAAUAUUGCUGAAUGCCAUAGCGCGGCUCAAGGCAAACCACAUUGGCGAACAACCUAGUUUUCGGAAGGAUGUCUCCAAGCUGAACAGGAUAGACACAUUCAACCGCGAGGUGGCAGGCCCAGACUAUCUAUUCAGUGCCGACUAUGAUCAUAUUAGCGGAGAUACGUGUGAACGGUGCGAUAGAAAAAUGUUGGUGGAACGGACGCAACGUGACCAAGAAGCCAUGAUUCAUUACGGUACCAUCGCAUCAGGGAACCAGGUCAUGAGGAAUGCUCUUGAGAGAGACAGAAUUAGCUCCGAGCUCGAUGGGGCUCUCUGCUUCGAUAUGGAAGCAGCCGGCCUGAUGAAUGACUUUCAAUGCCUUGUCAUCCGCGGUAUCAGCGACUAUGCAGAUUCGCAUAAAAAUAAAAGAUGGCAGGGAUAUGCUGCGGGAACAGCAGCAGCGUACGCAAAAGAGUUGCUCGCAGUCCUUCCGACCAUAAAUAACGUCUCAAAUCUGAGAAAAGGGCUGCGGAAGACGACCAAAAAACCUUGA